AACCAUAUCAAAGUGUCACAUUAUUAGAGACUCCAAGAUCAAGAGUAUCUGUUAUGAUUACACAGAUAUGGAGACUAAGGUGACCAGAGGCCAAGCUGAUUUUGACCCAAGUGCUCCUCCGCCAUUUAAGAUUGCCGAGAUUAGGGAUGCAAUUCCCAAACACUGUUGGGUUAAAAAUCCAAGGAGGUCUUUCAGUUAUGCUGUUAGAGAUAUUUUUGUCAUUUUUGCACUGGCAGCCAUAGCCAAAUACUCAAGCACUUGGUAUGUUUGGCCAUUCUAUUGGGCUGCCCAAGGCACCAUGUUUUGGGCUGUAUUUGUUAUUGGACAUGAUUGUGGCCAUGGAAGCUUCUCAGACUCUCGCUGGCUCAAUAGUUUUGUGGGGCAUAUUUUGCAUUCUGCAAUUCUUGUUCCUUUUCAUGGCUGGAGAAUCAGCCAUAAAACACACCAUCAGAACCAUGGACAUGUUGAGAAUGAUGAGUCUUGGGUUCCAAUGACAGAGUCUUUGUACAAAAGCUUGCCUAGCAGCACCAAAACGCUGAGAUUCACAAUGCCUUUUCCAUUCUUUUCUUUCCCCCUCUAUCUGUGGUAUAGAGCUCCUGGUAAAGAAGGCACUCACUUCCAUCCUAGCAGCGACCUGUUCUCUCCUAAUGAAACAAGUUAUGUUAUAACAUCAACUGUUUGUUGGAUUAUUAUGGCUGCUUUGCUUUUCCAUUUGUCCAUUGUGUUUGGUCCUAUCCAAAUGCUCAAAUUAUACUUUGUUCCUUAUUGGAUUUUUGUUAUGUGGUUGGACAUUGUCACAUACUUGCAUCACCAUGGUCAUGAGACGAAACUCCCUUGGUACCGUGGUGAGGAAUGGAGUUACCUAAGAGGCGGACUUACAACUAUUGAUCGCGAUUACGGAUGGUUUAAUAAAAUUCACCAUGAUAUUGGGACCCAUGUUAUACAUCACCUGUUCCCUCAAAUCCCACACUAUCACCUAGUAGAAGCAACAAAGGCAGCUAAGCAUGUUCUUGGGAAAUAUUAUCGCGAGCCAGAAAAAUCAGGCCCAAUUCCAUUUCACUUGGCGAAGAUUUUAGCUGCAAGUAUGAAAGAGGAUCACUAUGUCAGUGACACAGGAGAUAUUGUGUAUUAUCAGACUGAUUCAAAGCGUCUUAGAUUUUAUGAGAAGAUAAAGUCCUCGUAAUCUUUUGGAGCUAAAAAUGUUUUGAUCUCUUCCGUUUAUUAUAAAAUUUACAAUUCCUCUAAUUUUGUAUAUUUGUUCUGAAACUGAAACCGACAUAUCAAGCCAUCUGAAUACAAUAAAGGCUCAGUUGAAUGAGUUUUCGCCAUAUGUUUCUAUAGAAGAAGAAAUGAACAACACACGAGGAAAAGAUUAAUCUAAAAUAUCAUUUGGCAAGCCUCCAAAUUGUAUGCAGAAAGUCAUAGCCUGCCUUGCUUGUUCUGUAAGGUAGCUACAAUGCAAU
This is a messenger RNA of Prunus mume (Japanese apricot), 1463 nucleotides long. Its product is annotated as omega-3 fatty acid desaturase, chloroplastic-like. Gene Ontology annotation, biological process: lipid metabolic process. Lineage: Eukaryota; Viridiplantae; Streptophyta; Magnoliopsida; Rosales; Rosaceae. The record is from RefSeq and is a predicted model, not a curated record. Gene Ontology annotation, molecular function: oxidoreductase activity, acting on paired donors, with oxidation of a pair of donors resulting in the reduction of molecular oxygen to two molecules of water.